Trichomonas vaginalis G3 is the source of this 1170-nucleotide messenger RNA. Its product is annotated as arginine transport. The coding region runs from base 1 to 1170 and encodes 389 amino acids. The transcript has a single exon. Gene Ontology annotation, cellular component: membrane. The record is from RefSeq and is a predicted model, not a curated record. NCBI's taxonomy places the organism in Eukaryota, Parabasalia, Trichomonadida, Trichomonadidae.
AUGCCUGAAAAUCCUCAAACUUACGGUCUGAAUGUUCGUAAGCGGGAUAAAGUUGCUAUGUUCCUCUUAGGAUCCAUUAACAACCUUCCCUAUGUCAUUGGUAUUGCCAGUGCAAACAGAAUUGUUGGUCAGUAUAAGGAACCAACAUAUUUAGGCCUUUCAUUGGCAGCAAACACCUUGAGUGGACUUUUUGCACGUUUUAUCAAUACAUGGCUAGCAUCAAUAAACGUUCCUUAUGAAGUUAACUUUUCAAUCAACGCAGCAGCUAUGCUUGCUGGCUUGCUUGGCUGCGCAUUUUCAAAGGUUUUAUGGUUAUCACUUAUAUGCGUCUUCCUAUUUGGUUUUUCAUCAUCGUUCGGCGAAUCAGUUUUACUUUGCUACAUUACAAUCAGAAAGAAACAGAAUUUACUUACAUCAUGGAGUUCAGGCACAGGUAUGGCAGGCAUCCUCGGUGCAGGCUAUUCUCUCCUUUGUGCUUCAAUUUCUUUUAAUUACAUGUGGUCGUUUAUCGCUGUUACUCCUAUAGUUUUUAUAUACAUAUACUGCUUCUUUGGCAUUAUUAGACGCUCCCCAGAAGAGACAAUUAAUCAAGAAGCCCUUCUAAAUAACAAUCUUAUCAAUUCAGAAGAAGAAAAAAGACGUAAUGAAUCCGUAAGCUGCUUCAACUUCAAGAUACUCAAACCAGUAUGGUGGUUUAUGUUCAACUGCGGCGCUGUCUACUUCUUGGAGUACGUAAUUCAAAGUUUAUACGUACACUGUUCACAGAAUCCGAAAUCUACACCAAAGACAUAUCUCUACGCUUUACUGAACUUGAUGUACCAGAUUGGCGUUUUCAUUUCUCGUUCUUCCUUGGCAUUAUUCAAGUUCCCAUGGGUUGGAUUGUUGACACUUGGCCAAGCAGUGUUUUUCGCUGUUUGGGCCACACAACCAUAUUUCUACUGGAUGAAACUGUGGAUGAUGAUCAUUUUCAUGAUCUGUGUUGGUUUGUUCGGUGGAUGCUCUUAUGUCAACUCAUUCCACUUGAUCAUGACAAACGAUCAGUUGACAACGAAAGAGAAGGAAAUGGUCACAAGUUGGAACGCGUUCUUCAUCUCUUUGUUCAUCGUGUUUUCUGCAAUUUUCACUUUUGUUUCAGAGCAAACUUACAUGAAGUCAAAGGUUCCACCGUAA